AGAAAGGGAAAGAAGGGGGUGCGUGGCAUUGUAAGAGGCCCCUAUGACCCACCUUGUCCCAUUCACUUAUUGGGCAAUCUUACCUUUUAUGAGUCCCCUCCUCCAUUUUCUUAAUCCUACACGUGGUCUUCUCCUACAUGUCUCACAUAAACCUCCAUCCUCUCCUCCCUCUGCUUACUAUAUAUAUACCAUAUCUCACUCCCCACUCCCCCCAACUCACUCCCUCACACACCAAUCUUCUUAUUCAAGGACAACACAAAAACAUAUUCACGCAAAUUCUCACUUCCUUCAACCUCAAUCAAAACAAAUUCAAUAACCAUGCCUUCGACAGCUUCAAACACUUUCUUUAACACCACACUCCCAUCUCCCUUCAAAGACCUACCUUCCACUUCUUCUCCCAUAACCUUACUUCCUCUAAAGAAAAGAUCCUCUUCCAACACCAUCACAUCUUCCCUUCAAACCCUCCACUUCCCCAAACAGUACCACCCAACAUCCACACCCACACCCACACCCACCACCACAAUACCAACCCCAAUCAAAACUACCUCCACCUCCACCUCCACCACCACCACCACCACCCCGUCCAGGGAAACCAACCCUCUCUCUGCCACCAACCAACCAUUACCUCAAAAAUGGAACUUUCUCCAGAAAGCAGCUGCCACAGCCUUGGACCUAGUCGAAACGGCGCUGGUCUCGCACGAGCGGAAACACCCGCUCCCGAAAACGGCGGACCCGAGGGUCCAAAUCGCCGGGAACUUCGCGCCGGUGCCGGAGCAUGCCGCGGAUCAAGGACUCCCGGUUGUCGGAAAAAUCCCCAAAUGCAUUGACGGCGUCUACGUGCGCAACGGCGCGAAUCCGCUCUACGAGCCUGUCGCCGGGCACCACUUCUUCGAUGGCGACGGCAUGGUCCACGCCGUGAAGUUCACGAACGGCUCCGCCAGCUACUCCUGUCGCUUCACAGAGACGCAGCGUCUCACGCAAGAGAAAUCUUUAGGCCGCCCGGUGUUUCCCAAGGCCAUCGGGGAGCUCCACGGCCACUCCGGCAUCGCGCGCCUCCUCCUCUUCUAUGCGCGCGGCCUCUUCGGACUCGUUGAUGGGUCCCACGGCAUGGGCGUGGCGAACGCCGGUCUCGUCUAUUUCAAUAAUCACCUCUUGGCCAUGUCCGAAGACGAUUUACCCUACCACGUGAGAAUCACCCCUAACGGCGACCUAAGCACCGUUGGCCGUUACGACUUCAACGGCCAGCUCAACUCCACAAUGAUCGCCCACCCGAAACUCGACCCCGUCCACGGCGACCUCCACGCGCUCAGCUACGACGUCAUUCAGAAGCCUUACCUCAAGUAUUUUCGUUUCUCCCCCGACGGCGUCAAGUCCCCUGACGUCGAAAUACCCCUGAAGGAGCCCACCAUGAUGCACGAUUUCGCCAUAACGGAGAAUUUCGUCGUCGUCCCCGACCAGCAGGUGGUCUUCAAACUAACGGAGAUGAUCACCGGCGGCUCCCCAGUGGUCUACGACAAGAACAAAACUUCACGGUUUGGGAUUUUGGACAAGAAUGCGAAGGACGCGAAUGCGAUGCGGUGGAUCGACGCGCCGGAUUGUUUCUGCUUCCACCUCUGGAACGCGUGGGAGGAGCCUGAAACCGACGAGGUUGUGGUGAUUGGGUCCUGCAUGACCCCUGCGGACUCCAUUUUCAACGAAUGCGACGAGAGUUUGAAGAGCGUGCUGUCUGAGAUAAGGCUGAACUUAAGGACCGGGCAGUCCACUCGCCGCCCCAUUAUCUCCGAUGCCGAACAAGUGAACCUUGAAGCCGGCAUGGUGAACAGAAACAAGCUCGGAAGGAAGACUCAGUUCGCGUAUCUGGCUCUGGCCGAGCCCUGGCCCAAAGUCUCGGGCUUUGCGAAAGUUGAUUUGCUGAGUGGGGAAGUGAAGAAGUACAUGUAUGGAGAAGAAAAGUUCGGCGGGGAGCCUCUGUUUCUUCCGAACGGGCAAGAAGAAGAUGAUGGGUAUAUUCUGGCAUUCGUGCACGACGAGAAAGAGUGGAAAUCAGAGCUGCAGAUUGUGAAUGCCAAAAAUUUAAAGCUGGAAGCUUCCAUCAAACUCCCCUCUCGUGUUCCCUAUGGUUUUCAUGGCACUUUCAUUCAUUCUAAGGAUUUGAGGAAACAAGCUUGAAGCAGUGAAUGGUUAAACCGAGGAGAGAUUUAACUGAGGGAUGCUUGCAGAUACGCCCCCGGAAUCUCCUCCUCCUCCUCCUCCUCCUGUAGUUUUCUGUUGCAGAUUUUUAUUUUUAUUUCUUCUUCAUUUUUAUUUCUUUUAUAAUUUGGGGUUAAACUUUGAGUGAGAGGUUUUGGGGACCAGCGUGUAGCUUUUGGAUGUAGUUAGCAGUGAAGCUCAGCUGGUCUCUGCUUUUCUUUCGCUCCAAGUGCAUGUAAGUAUAAGUAAAAAAAAAAAAGAGGGUGCAUAUAUAGAUAACAUAUAUCACAGUACUAUAGAAUGUGAUAUACUGUCAUGUGUUACGGUUUACUGUAAACUUCUGUUCACCACUACAGUUUUCUGUUGUAAAUAUCAGAAAUAAUUAAUCAUAUUCUUCUUGUUUUGUUUCCCUA
Vigna angularis (adzuki bean) is the source of this 2603-nucleotide messenger RNA. RefSeq names its product 9-cis-epoxycarotenoid dioxygenase NCED1, chloroplastic. The record is from RefSeq and is a predicted model, not a curated record. Gene Ontology annotation, molecular function: carotenoid dioxygenase activity. The coding region runs from base 319 to 2169 and encodes 616 amino acids. Gene Ontology annotation, cellular component: chloroplast stroma. Gene Ontology annotation, biological process: carotene catabolic process. Lineage: Eukaryota; Viridiplantae; Streptophyta; Magnoliopsida; Fabales; Fabaceae. The transcript has a single exon.